Messenger RNA from Diceros bicornis minor, 602 nucleotides. Its product is annotated as interferon-induced transmembrane protein 1-like. Lineage: Eukaryota; Metazoa; Chordata; Mammalia; Perissodactyla; Rhinocerotidae. The coding region runs from base 142 to 585 and encodes 147 amino acids. Gene Ontology annotation, biological process: type I interferon-mediated signaling pathway; defense response to virus; negative regulation of viral genome replication. The record is from RefSeq and is a predicted model, not a curated record. The transcript has 2 exons. Gene Ontology annotation, cellular component: plasma membrane.
CACCCUCCUGGUGCCCAGCCAGUUCCUAAUUCCCCCAAAGGCAAGAAAAAGAAACUUCGGAGAAAUCGAAACUACUGGGCAAAGGGACGGCCCACUGAGCACCAUCCAGUAUCCCACCCACAACUGCUCUGUCCCGGCGCCAUGAACCGCACUGUCCAGACCUUCGUCAGUGGCACCCACACCGGCGUCCCCCCGACCUACGAGAUGCUCAAGGAGGAGCAUGAGGUGUCAGUGCUGGGGGCGCCCCAGAGCUCAGCUCCCAUGACGACUACUGUGAUCAACAUCCACAGCGAGACGGCUGUGCCCGACCACAUCGUCUGGUCCCUGUUCAACACGCUCUUCAUGAACUGGUGCUGCCUGGGCUUCGUGGCAUUUGCCUACUCUGUGAAGUCUAGGGACCGGAAGAUGGUGGACGACGUGACUGGGGCCCAGAGCUAUGCGUCCACUGCCAAGUGCCUGAACAUCUGUGCCCUGGUCUUGGGCCUCUUUCUGAUCACUGGAUUCAUUGUUCUUCUGGGAUUUGCCAACCUGACCCUCUACCAGACAGCUACAAAGUCCAUGCAGGAGGGCAGAGGCCACUUCUAGCUGCCCAUGGCUGUGGC